Naegleria lovaniensis is the source of this 2430-nucleotide messenger RNA. RefSeq lists its product as uncharacterized. The record is from RefSeq and is a predicted model, not a curated record. NCBI's taxonomy places the organism in Eukaryota, Heterolobosea, Eutetramitea, Acrasida, Naegleriidae. The transcript has 3 exons. The coding region runs from base 1 to 2430 and encodes 809 amino acids.
AUGACCUUACAUACCAUAUUAUCGACCCGUAACAAGGUAAUGCCAUUCGAGGAGACUGCACAAACCGACCAACUACAUCAAGAAUAUGAGAAAGUGAGCCAACACAGCGAAUUGGAGAGAAGUCGUUUUUCCAUUUCCAUCAAGUGUCUCAUUAUUGUAUUGCUUGUUUCAGCAAUUGUGGUCUCCGUUCUUUUCCUAACAACUGUUUGGGUCACUAGUUUCAGCUCGAGUGUUUCCAUUAUGAGCGAUUCGUUAAUGAUGGAACAAUUUACAAAAAUUAUCAACUACACCGAUGAGACAAUCACAAAAGUAGUGGUAACUUCUCAAACUACUAAAAACAUUUUAUGGCAUACUUUUAAUUACUCGGAUAUCGUCACCAAUGAUUUGAUAAGUUACAAAUUGUUCAAGUCUGCUCAUGAUUAUUUGGGUGACGUUUUGGUUACAGUUUAUUUUGGUGAUACUAAGGGUGGUAAUAUUGGCAUGUUUGUUUAUAAUGGAACUCCCAUGAUUAUUUAUUUAAAUACGACUGGUCAAUACUUUUCCUAUUGUAAACAAACACUGGCAUUGGAAUAUUGUAUUACAAAUUCACAGUAUCCAGAUGUUGUAUUGCCACCAUUUGAUUUGGGCCCCAUCAUGGAUGUUGCUCAAAAUUAUCCCAAUCAACCGACUUAUACUCUCUCAUAUACUGAUGUUACUUUACCUUCUGUCACCUUUAUGAGCUUGAUUAAUUCAAAACCUACUCUAAAUGUCACAAGAAAUGAUGGAUUUAGCUAUGAUUGGUAUUUGGGAAUUGAUAUGAGUGUGUCUUCAAUUUCUCAAUACUUAAAGAAAGCGAUUGAUAACAUUCCCGGGUCGUUCGUCUUUACAAUUGAGGUGAAAACUGAUUUUAUUAUUGCUUCAAGUUUUCCAACGUUACCAGUUUCAAUUUGGGAUAGUCAAGGAAAAGAGACUCGUAAAACAGCAUUGACUUUUGAUUCUCCUCUUGUCAAUGAUAUUGGGCGACUGGUUUAUUCUCAUUUCAACAAUCAACUUACUGCUCUUCCUUGUGGAAAUUACACUCUCCUUAACUAUGGUGUUUCAUUCAUUAAUAUUUACAGAUAUUGUAACCCAGAAGGAGUGGAUUGGUUGUUUGUAUAUUCAGUUCCUCAAUGGUUCUAUUUGGAAAACAUGAUCGUGGCAGUGAUAGUGGCUCUUUUUUCGAGUCUCGCCAUUGUAGUUGGCGGUGUAGCACUGGGAGUUUGGUUUUCAAUGAAAAUGAUCCAACCCAUUCAAAAUUUGGUUGUGCUCUUUGCAUCAGUUUCAAACAUGGAUCUGGAUUCUAUUGAUAUCACAUCUUCAUCAUUGUCUGAAGUAUUUUUAUUGCAGCAACAUUUCAAGUUCAUGGUCAAUAAGAUGCGACAGUAUCGUUGUUUUAUUCCUCCCCAUCUUUUAGCACAAAUUGAAUCGAGCGAACCAACCAAACCAAAGCAAGUGAAAGAUUCCACUCAAGAAUCUUCAAAGAAUUUGCGAGAAAGUAACUCAAUCUCUGGUACCAAUACAUCAGCAGCAAGCUCCUCAAAUAAGGUCCAGGAUUCUCAAUCUUCUGGAAAGCGUGUUACUAAUUCAAUGUUCAAGCUGGGUCUAGAGAAGAGAAAAUUUACUUCCUCAGCCAUUCAUUUUGUUGGAUUGGACAGAGCAUUGGAGUCCCUAUCUUCCAAAGAAGUUACCAUGCUUUUGCAUGACUUUUUUGAAGUGGUUCAAAAAACGAGCUCUCAAUCUUCAAGUUACUUGGGUAACUUUGAACAAAACACUGUGAACAUUUCCUGGAAUUUAACAAGUGACGUUUCCAAUCAUGAAGAAAAAAGUAUUGCUAUUACUUCAUUCAUUCUUGAAAAACUUCAAGCCCUACCUCAAACAAAAUGGAGCAAAUAUGAAAACCUUCAAAUGAAAUUCAUAGCUGCUACCGUGAGUCAAGAAUGUGUGUGUGGCAAUAUUGGUACUAACCAAUGCAAGAGUUUCUCUGUGUUCGGAAGCUACCAGUUUAACUUGAAGAAGUUAAUCAAACAUGCCUCCAAGCUACAAUUGUCGUUGGUUACAACUCGGAACGUUUCUGAGAGGAUUAAGCAUUCACGAUUGGUUAGAUUUAUUGGUCACAAAAAACUAUUGCCCAAUGAAGAGAAUAUUCCCUUCGUUUCUAGAAAAACCAGUGAAAAAACUGAAAUUUAUGAAGUCGGUGAGAGCACUGAAUGUGACAUGGAUGAGUGGAUGUAUGAAUUAGAACAGAAGAAACGAAAAGAGAAAUGGAAUCAAUACCACAGUGCUUGUGAGAAGUUUCUUUCGCAAGAAUAUGAAACAGCAAAGGAGCUUUUCCAAACUUAUUUUAAGGAAAAUCAAAGUGAUCUCGCCGCAUCUUAUAUGAUACAUCAAUGUUCUUCUAAGGGUUUGGUUUGA